GCAAAGUUCAUUUUCAUCACUUCAGGAAAACUAUUUAAGAUAAUUAGUAUACAGAAGUUUUUCCAAGACAGCAAUGGACAUCAAUGAACUGAUCGCAGGUCUCGAGAGUGAUCUUAAGGAGAUCACGAGUCUGCAGGAGAAGUGUGAACGACAGCGUGUGCGAGACAUAUUAACACAAGAGCAGAAGAAGAUCGAGAAAGAGCUAGCACAGAAACGGCAGCAGAAACAGCAGCAAGAAAAGAAAGAGUCGGGAGACAAAACUGAAACAACAGUCAAAGGAUACACAGUCAAAAUUAACAAUUAUGGAUGGGACCAGUCUGACAAAUUUGUCAAAAUCUACAUCACACUAAAAGGAGUGCAUACUAUUCCAGCUGAAAAUGUGGAGACCAGCUUCACAGAGAGAGGCUUUAACACUCUAGUCAAAGAUUUGGAUGGGAAGAACCAUCAAAUGACAAUCAACAACCUUUUAUUCCCCAUUAUUGCAGCAGAGAGUAGUAAAAAGAUAAAAACAGACAUGGUACUUAUCAUGUGCAAGAAGAAAUCAGCAAAGAAGUGGGACUGCUUGACACAAGUUGAAAAACAGUCUAAAGAGAAAGAUAAACCAAGCAUGGGUGAGAACGCUGAUCCGAGUGAGGGUCUGAUGAGUGUGCUAAAGAAAAUCUACACAGAUGGUGACGACGAGAUGAAACGCACCAUCAACAAGGCCUGGGUUGAGUCUCAGGAGAAGAAGGCCAAACCAGAUGAUUUUGACUUCUAAGCCAGAUAAAUAACCUGCUUUCACAGUGAAGCGCCCAAAUCCAGCUGCUCCACUCUACACAUCAUUCCACUUCAUUGCAAUGAUUUUACAGAAUUUUUUUACUGUUAAUUAUGGCUGUUAAUGAAAUGUUUGUGUAAAAAGUGCUUUAAAUGGGUCAUAUCCCCACUGUAAUUUUAUGUUGUUUCACAGGUAUUCAUAUUCAGUGCGUUGUCAUAAACUUAUUUUUGCACUUAGGAAAACAAAAUAAAAGCUCUGUAAAUGUA
Messenger RNA from Danio rerio (zebrafish), 1020 nucleotides. RefSeq names its product calcyclin binding protein (gene cacybp). The record is from RefSeq and is marked provisional. Gene Ontology annotation, molecular function: tubulin binding; ubiquitin protein ligase binding; S100 protein binding. Gene Ontology annotation, cellular component: nucleus; cytoplasm. Lineage: Eukaryota; Metazoa; Chordata; Actinopteri; Cypriniformes; Danionidae.